CUGAGAGAGCUUCUGCUUGUUUUUCUGAGCGCUCUUUUCUCUCUGGUUUCACUUUGUCAUUGGAUUGUUAGUGCGGAUUCUCUCGAUCUGAACGGUUUUACUGCUUCAUUCAGAGAUUGAACUUCGAGGAUAUUGUGCAAAGAGAACACAGAGAUGCAGACUAUAAAGUGUGUCCUCGUUGGGGACGCGGCCGCAGAUAAAACCAAACUUGUGAUCAUCUACACCACUGGAAAAAGUCCGAAUGGGUAUGUUCCCACUGUGUUUGAUAAUUAUGCUGUCACUGUGAUGAUCGAUGGAGAUCCACUGACUCUGGGAUUGUUUGAUACAGCCUCACAGGAGGAUUACGACAGGCUUCGACCACUGUCCUACUCUAAUACGGAUGUAUUCUUGAUCUGUUUCUCUCUUGUGGAUCCAGAGUCAUUCGGGAAUGUCAGUGGAAAAUGGCUUCCAGAGGUCAGACAUUAUUGCCCAAACACUCCGAUAAUUCUAGUCGGGACUAAACUUGAGCUGAGAGACGACACUGAGAUUAUUGAAAAGCUGAAAGAGAAGAAAUAAACCCCCGUUACUUUCCAUCAAGGCAAGGCUAAAGCUGCAGAAAUAGGAGCUGUGAAGUAUGUGGAGUGCUCAGCAGAAACACUGACGGGGGUUAAAACAGCGUUUGAUGAAGCCAUCAGUGCAGUUUUGAAGCCGCAAAACCUGAAAGCGAAGAAGAAAUGCUCAAUCUCCUGAACUGACUGUGAUCUGAGCUGGAGAAGAUAAUGUAGACACACUAAUGUGUGCUUGUUUUUUUGGGAAAGAAGAUAAGAUGAAUUAAUAUUUUGUGAAUAUGGAUCAGUUCACUGGUUUAAUUUGUGAUUUAAAUGGCAUAAAUCAUUAGUUUAAGCUGACAUAUAGUUGAAGUCAGAAUCAUUAGCCCUCCUGAAUCAUUAGCCGCCUGUUUAUUUUUACCUCAAUUUCUGUUUAACAGAGAUUUUUUCAGCACAUUUCUAAACACAAUAGUUUUAAUAACUCAUCUCUAAUAACUGAUUUAUUUUCUCUUUGCCAUGAUGACAGCACAUAAUAUUUGACUAGAUAUUCUUCAAGACACUUCUAUACAGCUUAAAGUGACAUUUAAAGGCUUAACUAGGUUAAUUAGGUUAACUAGGCAGGUUAGGGUAAUUAGGCAAGCUAUAAUAUAAUGAUGGUUUGUUCUGUAGACUAUCGAACAAAAAUAUAGCUUAAAGGGGCUAAUAAUAUUGACCUUAAAAUGUUUUUUUAAAAAUUAAAAACUGCUUUCAUUCUAGCCUAAAUAAA
Molecule: messenger RNA, 1293 nt
Organism: Danio aesculapii
Lineage: Eukaryota; Metazoa; Chordata; Actinopteri; Cypriniformes; Danionidae
Product: ras-related C3 botulinum toxin substrate 1-like
Exons: 1
Coding region: 154-555 (133 amino acids)
Biological process (GO): cortical cytoskeleton organization; regulation of actin cytoskeleton organization; actin filament organization
Cellular component (GO): cell cortex; cytoskeleton; cytoplasmic vesicle
Molecular function (GO): protein kinase binding; GTP binding; GTPase activity
Source: RefSeq, a predicted model, not a curated record